AUGUCAUUUGUGGCUUGUGCGAUUUGUGCGAUUGAGAAGAAAGAGCUGUAUACAUGCCCAAGAUGUUCCAUUCAAUACUGUUCCAUCAAGUGCUAUCGGAACGAGAAGCAUUCGCAGUGUUCCGAAAUGUUUUAUCAGGAGCACGUUAAACGAGAAUUGUCUGGAAUGAAGUAUGAUGCGUCUGGAAAAGGAGAAGAAUACAAGGAAAAAAUGCAAAAGUUUCUUGAUGGAGAUUGGAGUGGAAUUGAGGAAGGAGAACAGCUCGAUUCAGAUGAUGAGCAUGAUCCAGAAAUGGAAAUGAAAUGGGAGAAGGAGGAGCAAGAAGCGAUGAAGAAGACAGUAGAGGCCACUAUCGAUGAUUAUGAAAUGGAAGAUGAUGAGAUCGAGAGGCGAAUGAUUGCCAUGGGACUCUCGGAUAACGUUGACGAGCUUCUGAACACGUUAACUCCGGAAGAGCGUGAAGUAUUCAAGCAGCUCGCUGAAGAAAUGCAGCAAGAAGAGCUCGGACUCUCCAAUUCGUGCUUCAAAUCUCAAUAA
Molecule: messenger RNA, 537 nt
Organism: Caenorhabditis bovis
Lineage: Eukaryota; Metazoa; Nematoda; Chromadorea; Rhabditida; Rhabditidae
Source: the annotation of a GenBank genome assembly